Molecule: messenger RNA, 1005 nt
Organism: Alternaria infectoria
Lineage: Eukaryota; Fungi; Ascomycota; Dothideomycetes; Pleosporales; Pleosporaceae
Exons: 4
Coding region: 1-1005 (334 amino acids)
Source: RefSeq, a predicted model, not a curated record
AUGACCUUCGUCACCGCCCUUGUCGUCGCGGUUGCCAUACACACAGUUGUCGGCAGUAUCAAGACUCCGCUGGCCUCCGCACCCAUCUCAGACCGUAACAUCACCCGCAUAUCUUCAAAUUCGACCAGCCGUGAACCCAACGGACUCCACCCCACGGUGGCCUUCUGGGACGAUGAUUAUGCCGCGGAGGAGGAUUGGAACAAGAAUGCAGCCAAAGGAGGCGCCCUGAUCUGUGGUCUCGAAGGCUCUGAUCAGACCGCAGGCCGUCAGAUGAAAGAUACUCGCGAACCCCCAUCUGCUGCAAGGCCUUACAACAGUGACCUCAAGAUAGAGCUUCAGGACUGGGUCGAGCAUUGGGACCCAGAGAAAAGAGAUAAUGAGGGCAACCAGAUCCCGGCUAUCAAUCAGUGGUACAGCACAGCACUUAACAACAAGCAAUACAGAGCAACAAAGGCGCAUUUUGAAUUCGGAAUCAACACCAAAGGAGGCGCUAUCUAUGGUCUCUUCCUUGAAAGCCCUCAAGCAUCCGCCAAGACUAUCUGGGGCGGUGGUACGAAGGAGCCGAACAAAGACGACCUACCUCAACUUCGCGCUUUCUCAGACAUCAUCUGGGGAUUUUGGGUUCGUAACAACCCCAAUAUCAAGAACAUUCGCUACUUCUUCAUGAUAGCCAUCUCCAACGAGGUGACUAAUCAAAUCAUCGCUUCUUGUCUACGCGACCGAUCUCCAAACGGUGCUGGGUUCGCUUACUUUCUCAUGCAGCACAAAUUACAACUUGGCCAAAAGACCAUCAGCAAGAUCACUAUCUUCAGGCCGGAAACAGACGACGACGUCAGCCUUGUCGACGCAUCUCUGUGUUUCCACGUGGUCGAUGGCCCGCAGCCACCACCUGACGAUGCUCAUAUGGAAGGGACUGAUCGCCUGAAAGCUCGACUUGUGCAAGAGACAAAUUCAAAAGAUUCAUCACCCAACAGCUUGGUCAGGGUCCACGAGAUCUAUAUGUAG